CAGCCUGACGUCAAUAUGUGUGCUAAGGAGAAUGGCUUAUAGAUCUUUAACAAUCAGAGGAGCCAAGGCCAGAGCUUUAAAUGGCAAAAGAACCUCUUUAAAUCUGAAUUCGAAGAAACUAAACAGUGUUCCUGAGUUUGUCUCCAGAUUCCCAAACCUCUCAGCCCUUCUGUUGUGCAACAACUCCAUCACUGUCCUUCCAACCCAACUCCAGUCUCUACAACAACUGGUAGAGCUGAAUUUGGGAAAUAAUGCCUUGAAAGAGGUUCCUGUAGUUCUCAGCCGACUGGAGUCACUGAGAAAACUGUACCUCUACAGCAACAACAUUGAUGUUGUGCCACCUGAUGUGAUAGGUUGCUUAAGAAACCUUGUUGUCCUCAAUCUCAACCACAACAACAUUCAAAGGUUACCACCAGAGAUCGGAAGGUUGAGGAAGCUUCAACACCUCAGUGUGUUGGACAACAAGCUGGAGGAGCUUCCUGAUGAAAUUGGUUAUCUUACAGAACUUUCUGAGAUCAACCUUACCUUCAACGAGCUGUCAUGGCUACCUCAGCAGCUGUACCAAUGCAGAGAGCUCAAAACGCUGCAUGCAGCCAGAAACAGGCUGACAAGUCUGCCAGAGGGAAUAACGGCUCUUUCUAAACUUCGAGUUCUGGAUGUGGCUGGGAACAUGUUGUCCAUGUUUCCUGUUGGGUUCCACCUGCUGCCCCUAAAUGAACUGUACUGUGAGGGGAACGGACUGAUUCAGUGUAAGCCAGUGCCACUGCUGCAUAACACUGAGAUCCUUUCACUAAAGGAGCUGGUUGGCAGGUUUGUUUUGCUAGAAGACAGAAAGAAGUUCUCUCUGAUCCACCUGAUACUUCCACUCUACCCAGACCUGAGGAACCUGUUGGCCAGCAGCAGCUGUUGUUCAGUUUGCCAGGGUCCUUUCCUCACAACGUGGCUGGAGUGCGUGCAUUUUAUAAGCCUGAAGAAGGACAUGAACAUGAGGAGUUUGCUCACUGUUCCAGUUCGGGCUCUUCUGUGUUCAUACAGCUGCUUCAGAUCAGAUGGACGCUCCUACUAUGGUGUUGCAACAAAAUAAAUAGAAGCGUUAAAGGGUGCUUGACUCUGUGGCCACUAGGUGGCAGCAAAUGAGCAUUGUAUUUUUUUUAACACUCCCCAGUUUCAUUGGCAGAUCUGAGUUUAAACAGAAAGUUUUUGUGUCUGUGUCACCUAUAGUUUUCAUACAACUCAGAUCAAGCAGACAAACAUUAGAGUUAAUAGAUGAAGGAGGGUUUGUCCUGUAACCGGUGGGUUGCCGGUUCAAACCCCCACUCUGUCUGCCUCAGUCUUUGUGUCCUUGGGCAAGACACUUCACCCGCCUUGCCUGCUGAUGGUGGUCAAAUGGCUCAGUGGCACCAGUUGUAUGCGUCACUAGCAGCUGUGGCUACAAUGUAGCUCACCACUGACAGUGUGUGAAUCUGUGUUUGAAUGGGUGGAUGACUGAUUGUAGUGUAAAGCGCUUUGGGGUCUCUGGGGACUUGAUAAAGCGAUAUACAAGUACGAGCCAUUUACCAUUUAUACAUGUAUGCAGCUUAUUUACUGGACAUGGGUUGAUUUUUUUUCUCUGCUCGAAAUAUAAGCCCCUUGUUCAGA
This is a messenger RNA of Girardinichthys multiradiatus, 1638 nucleotides long. RefSeq names its product leucine rich repeat containing 69 (gene lrrc69). The record is from RefSeq and is a predicted model, not a curated record. The transcript is spliced from 8 exons. NCBI's taxonomy places the organism in Eukaryota, Metazoa, Chordata, Actinopteri, Cyprinodontiformes, Goodeidae. Gene Ontology annotation, molecular function: protein binding. The coding region runs from base 32 to 1084 and encodes 350 amino acids.